AAGCCCGCCCGGCCACCGUCACCGCAGUGGCCCUGACUGCAUAGAACCAACAGGACUAAUCCUACCCCGUGGAUCUAAUGCAGACCGGGAUCUGUUCCCAGGGGAGGCCCCCACCAUGCCUGUUGUUUGGGGGCCCAGGUACGCCCUCAGACAGCAAGCGACGGGCGUAAACGUCGGAGAGCCUGAACGGCUGUCAUCUCUGGAGCCCGAGGUAACACUGGCGAGGGAGGGACGACCCAGGGCCUCCGGAUAGGGCUGCAAUGGCGGUGAGUCCCACAGGGCCUCCCCAGCCCGCAGCUCGCUAAAGAUAGCCCUUCACUUCCUGGGGUAAAACCACCCCCAACCGUCUUCAUACACCGAGACUAGCAGCUAUCUCCGGGUCGUGUGCCUGCGGCAUGGAAAGCGCUUUGGAAUGACACGAUCACUCCCGUUGAGUGGGCACCCAAGAAGCCAUCGGGAAUGUCGUGUCCGCCCAGUGCUCUUUCGGCGCCUCCCAAUAGGGCCUUGCAUCCCUGGCUCAGAAAGGGGCCUUGCCAAGGUUUUCCUAUCCCUCAGAUCCUCUCCUUUGUGAGCUCUGGGCACACAACUGCUCCAGGGCAGAGAUCACGGGUUUUCCAGUGCUCAGCUGCAUCAGGUUCAGUCUUCGUUAAAGACAAGAGAGAAAAGGGGGAUUUAAGUUACACUGAAGUGAAAACAUUCAGGAGCCCCCGUGGGACAGCGGAAACAGCUUUCUUGCUGGUAGAGGAGUGGGAUGCUCUGAGAGCUGUUCUUAAACUGGUCCCUCUCAUGGUCACAUUGUGUAGUUGAUCCACAAAAGCUUGUUGCCUAAACCAGGAAGUGGGAGAAUCCCUGUUAACGUACACCAGGUGAGAGUAGCAUUAAAAGAAUUCUGGAAACCAUUAUGAUAGUUCUAAUUCCACCACAUUCAAGAGGAGAAAACUGGCAGUUCUACCAGCGGGCAUUUAUUGGGAAUAAAGACAACGCGUAUCUCAAAGGAAAUAACCUGAGACCGCAGAACACAAAUUCUUUUAAAAAUUUAUUUUUUCAGUAGGUCGUCAAAAUGGCUUUAAUGUUCGCUGCCCUAUUUCAGUGAUAAUUCAUUUGGAACUUUUGGCGUUUUUAUCAUGUGUAAGAUGGGAGAAAUGAAACGUUACCACAAAUACAUAGAUGUAAGACUUCGAUAGAGAAAAGCCUUGAGUCCCCACCGAGUCGCGUGGAUUCUGUCCCCGGUUGCGAAUACGGGUGACGCCGAGAGAACCCGAGGCCUGGAGCGGACCUGUAGAUUGCUGACCUGGAGCCGGGCCAGGCUAGUGGGCUACGCGGAAGGAGAGCUGGGGCUGUAAGUCGAACGCGGUCGCCACAGCUCCUUCUGGCGCACCUGUCCACUCCGGAACCGCAGCCAAGUCCCCGCCCCAACCAGCGCUCCUCCCGGAAGUUCAACAUCGACGUCUUGGUUCCGUUUCCGCUUGCUCUUUCCGGUCGCCAUGGCGAUGGGGCGCCUUGGGGUAGAGGAGACGCUGGAAGCCCUCAACGCGGCACUGGGUCCGGGCGGUCCCGUGUGGUUCAAGGAGACGCGCGCCCGUCACUUGCGUGUCCGAGACUUCUUUGCGCCGCGGCGCGCGCUACGAGCACGCUUCGGUGACGGACAGGUCCCCGAGCGCGUGGUUCACGCCAUCGCCUGCUUGCAGGGUCCCGGUGUGGCCCCGGUGCUGCGCUGCGUGCCGACUCCCACGGGGUUGGCUCUCCAGCUGCAGCGGUCCGCCGUCUUCGAGCGCGUCCUCGGCGCCGUAGCCGCCUAUGCCGCCCCUUCCGCGAUCGCUGCACCAGGCCGGCGCGUCGUCCUGCACUGCCCAGCGCUACGUGGCGGCCCUGGCGCCCUCCGCCUUAGCCAGCUGCGUGCCGUGCUUGUUGCCGAUCACCUGGCGCGAGCUCUGCGUGCUCAUGGGGUGAGUGUGCGCCAAGUGCCCGCUGUGCGGGAUCCGCACAUGUCGACCUUCCUGCAGCAGUUGCGGGUGGACUGGCCUGUGGCCUCGGAGAGAACCGCGAAUGAAGCCCUGAGGAGCCGCGCGCAUGCGAAGCUCACCUCCGCUGGUGACUCGGGAGCUCUGUUCCCUGGAGCCCUGGGCAGUGUGCGCCUGAAGGAGCUGGUAGAUGAAUGCGGACACACAGCUAGCUAUGACCCCAACCUGGACAGCUGUCUGGUGACAGAGGAUCUGCUGUCUGUGCUGGCUGAGCUGCAAGAGGCUGUGCAGCAUCAGCUUGAGGAGGGCUCCCCAGGCAUGGCUGCGGCCCCAGACACUGGUGCAGAGGGUUACCUGGUUGUCCACGUGGUGAGCUGUGAGGAGGAGUUCCAGCAACAAAAGUUGGACCUGCUUUGGCGGAAGUUGGAUGACCAGGCUCCUCUCAGACAGAAGCACCUGGUCUGUGGCCCAGUGAAAGUAGCUGGUGUACCCGGCACCCUGACAGCCCCUGAGUACUACGAGCUGCGGCACGCCCAGGUAUGCAAGGCCUCAGCACUGAAGCAUGGCAGGGACCUGGCACAAGACCCAGCCUGGACAGAAAUCUUCAUGGUUCUCUCUGUGGCAGCCAUUAAGUUUGAGAUGCUUAGCACAGCUCCACAGAGUCAGCUUCUCCUGGCCCUGACUGACAACAUUUCCACGAAGGGUACCAAAAGUGGCACCUUUGUCAUGUAUAAUUGUGCACGUCUCGCUACACUCUUUGAGGGUUACGAGUGCAGCAUGGAACAAGGUCUAUACCCAACUUUCCCACCUGUGAGCAGUCUGGAUUUCUCCCAGCUACAUGAUGAGGGUGAGUGGUUGCUGCUCUUCAACAGCGUCCUCCCCUUCCCAGACCUGCUGAGCCACACAGCAGCCCUGGCCUGCACAGCCCCGGGGCUCCACAUCACAGCACGCACAGAGAUGGUUUGCAAGUUCCUGGUACAGCUCAGCAUGGAUUUCAGCUCAUACUACAACCGUGUACACAUCCUAGGGGAGCCUCGACCACACCUGUUUGGUCAAAUGUUUGCCCGUCUGCAGCUUCUGCGGGCUGUACGUGAAGUGCUCCACACUGGGCUGGCCAUGCUGGGUCUCCCUCCACUGAGCCACAUCUAAGGCCACAGAGGCCCCAAUAACUGGGAAUGUCCACAAAGUCAUCAACUGAAAGAGAAAACCCCCCACAGAUUUUAUUAGAGACCUGGAGCCAAAAUAAACUGGCUUGAUACAAA
Molecule: messenger RNA, 3223 nt
Organism: Camelus dromedarius (Arabian camel)
Lineage: Eukaryota; Metazoa; Chordata; Mammalia; Artiodactyla; Camelidae
Gene: DALRD3
Product: DALR anticodon binding domain containing 3
Exons: 13
Coding region: 1485-3110 (541 amino acids)
Biological process (GO): arginyl-tRNA aminoacylation; tRNA C3-cytosine methylation
Molecular function (GO): tRNA binding; ATP binding; arginine-tRNA ligase activity
Source: RefSeq, a predicted model, not a curated record